AUGAGAUGCUACAGGAAGAUUCUUUGCAUUUCCUACAAAAACCAUAUCACCAACGAGGAGGUACGGACCAGAAUCAUCAGGCAAGUCAUUGAACCCUACGAAGACCUCCUGACCACUGUGAAAAAGCGUAAACUAAAGUGGUAUGGGCACAUUUCACGAUCAUCGGGACUUGCUAAGACUAUCCUGCAAGGGGCACUGUGCCCGGAGGAAGAAAGAGAGGCAGGCAGAGAAAAAGUGCCUAUCGCCUGGCAGCCAGAGAAGCGUGUGUCAGGAGGCCAGCUUGCACCCGUGGGUAGUCGCCCGUAUAUGGCUGCUAUUUUACGCGACAAUGUUCAAGUGUCGACACACUGUGGCGGGGCUCUAAUUCACAAAGAUUGGGUCGUCACCUCCGCUGAAUGUGCCAACGAGGGUGACGACGUGUACGUCGCGUUUGGAUACUACGACCUGUACGACGAGAGUUCUGAUGCAACUGAAAUAGUACAUGGGACCUGGCACGUAAACCCGAAUUACGGCUUCACUCCGUUUUAUGCCAACAAUAUCGCCCUGAUCAAAUUGGAUACAUCGGUGACUCUUUCGGAUAGGAUACACACCAUUAAUAUGCCUAAAAAGGACAGUGAACCAGCGAUUGGAACAUCCAUGCUCGUCAGUGGGUGGGGAGUAACUGUGGUUGACGGGGGCUUGUCACAUGAGUUGUCACAGACGGUAGUUACAACGAGCGACCUGAAAAGUGUUUGCCGCGCCCAUUAUGACAAAAUCCAGAUGGAUGAUUCCAUUAUUUGCAGUGAUUCUACAAACAACUUUUGUCAGGGUGACGACGGUGCACCUGCGGUGACCAAUUACGACGAAAGCAGCUCUGACGGCACCGAGGUUCUAACAGCCUUAGUGGCUAAAGGUUAUAGCUGCAAAGCCGACCACAAACCGUCGCUCUACACCCGCGUUAGUGCGCACUGCGACUGGAUCGACACCGAGACAGGCCACGAUGUCCAAUGUAAUUAA
Asterias rubens (European starfish) is the source of this 996-nucleotide messenger RNA. Its product is annotated as trypsin-like. The transcript has 6 exons. Gene Ontology annotation, biological process: proteolysis. The record is from RefSeq and is a predicted model, not a curated record. The coding region runs from base 1 to 996 and encodes 331 amino acids. Gene Ontology annotation, molecular function: serine-type endopeptidase activity. Lineage: Eukaryota; Metazoa; Echinodermata; Asteroidea; Forcipulatida; Asteriidae.